CCGGAGUAAAAGAGUUUGGCUACAUUUACCCAAACACUAGGACUAGGAGUAAUGGCAGGUAUUUUACGGGGACACAGAAGGCUCUUGUGCUAGAUUGUGGUUGCCUUGUUACUUAACCUGCAAGUGGAAAGACUGGCAAGUUACACAUGAACAAAAGAAUGGAGCAAACAAUAGCUGAGAAUAGGCAGAGCUUGGUCAGACAGGGGAGCUGCUUCUACCACCUGUGGAUGUUUCGGAAGGAGAGCUUUUUGAGUUGCCAUCUGGCACCAAAGGGCUGAAGAAUGAGUAAGAAAGGAUGGGAGUCUCGGUGGCUCAAUAUAAAAGUUAUCACCUGAUUUUUUUUUUAACAUGUCUCUUUAAGUAGUUUAAAUGGGAGUGAAAAUGGUGGAGCGAAAGCCUUGAACUGCUGCCUUGAAUUGUUUAGACAUAGGAAAGCUUUACAAGGAAUCUACUUUGUAAACAGCAAACAGCUGGAUUUUACCCGGAGAUACUGGUGCUGGUACAGGUGGAGAAAGUAAAGGAAACUUCACAUGUGAUUGAAAGGGCCCAGGAAAUGUAGCUAGCGCUGAGUGAGUUGCAUUAAGUAGCUGAGAGGAUCACUGACUCUGUCCUUAGUUGGAUGACACAUGGAUGCAUCUCCCAGAUCAUACUGCUAAAAUUAAGAACUUCCUCCUUCCCCUCCAAGGGUAGAAAUGAGCUUCAUUUCCUCCUGAGGAGUGGCACCUACAGGGAGGGAGCUGGGAGAAUAGUAGUUGCUAGAAAUUAUUACUUGAAGUAUAGGUUUUUGUGUUUGUUCCAUUGUUUUUAAGGAAAGUUACAAUUGAAACAUUUUUAGUGCCCUUUAAACUUAGUUUUAAGUAUAUAGCGUCUUGGGGGGUCCUAGGCUUUUUUUUAAAGCCAGUUUAUAGCUAUUUGUUUCUAAGUGGUAUAAGCCCCAAAGGAGAGGAGCUUGCUCUCGGAGCCUUAGGCAAACUCUUCUUGAGCCUGAGAAUGAUGACCAUUUCGUUACUGAAUUAUGGUUCUGAAUUUGGCAAACCUUUCAAGGCACUGGAGUUGUGUGAGCUGUACUGAGGUGUGGAUUUCCUUGUCAUCAUGUCUCCUAUGGUUACUUUUGUGGAAAGACACUUCAGUGUAUUUAACUCUGCUCCUGUACUGGCAAGUUACCGAAUGCCUAAAAAGAGAAGAGAAAAACAAUUUUUGUUUAAAUCUUAGGAGGUUAAUUGUUCACAGUGAGUUGGCCUGCUCUUUUUGAUCACAGCCAUUUGCUUACAUCCAGGAUGUUAUACAUCAGUUGUUACGGAAUUGGGAUUUCUCGCCUUUCAGUUCAGGACCCCUUUGCAGUGGUGACUGCAUCAGCUGAAAAAUCAGAAUGUCAGCAAGAAUACUGUUGAAGAUGGCAUUGCAACCACAGAAUUUCCAGUUUACUCGACUGUGUAGCCCAGUUUUGUCAUAUAUCAUGCAGCUUCAUCUCUGCGUGCAGUGUCUGUGUGUGAAGAGACCUUCUGGUAUACUGAAAAAGAUUGGAAAAGCUGUGUGCUCUGCUAAUUUUAUGGUGUAAAUGAGUUCCCCUUCUCUUGAAAUGUUAGCCGUGUGAGCACAACAUAAGGAAAUUCAUUACACACUCUUCUAACGGUAAGGCAGAACUAAUAAGAGAAUGUGUUUAAAAUUAAUUGUGGGACUGUAAAAAUGAGUGGGUGUGUAAAUGGGCAUGGGGAGAGGAGAGGGAGAGCUCAGAGAUAGUCUUGUUUUCCCAGGAGCCAGCCUGGAUCAUUUGUUGGCAGUACAUAUUGGCUGAAGUCAGUUUUCAUUUCAAGAUGUUUUCUUCCAAUGGGCUUUUGGUGUAGAAUGUUGGAGAACCAAGAGCAGGAGGAGGUGAUCACUGUGCGUGUUCAGGACCCCCGCGUGCAGAAUGAGGGCUCCUGGAAUUCUUACGUGGAUUAUAAGAUAUUCCUUCAUACCAACAGCAAGGCUUUUACUGCUAAGACAUCCUGUGUGCGUCGCCGCUACCGAGAGUUUGUGUGGCUGAGAAAGCAGCUACAGAGAAACGCUGGUUUAGUGCCUGUACCUGAACUUCCUGGGAAGUCAACCUUCUUUGGCAGCUCAGAUGAAUUCAUUGAGAAGCGACGACAAGGUCUGCAGCACUUUCUCGAAAAGGUCCUGCAGAGUGUGGUCCUCCUGUCAGACAGCCAGUUACACCUCUUCCUGCAAAGCCAGCUCUCGGUGCCUGAGAUAGAAGCCUGUGUCCAGGGCCGAAGCCCCAUGUCCGUUUCCGAUGCCAUUCUUCGCUAUGCUAUGUCAAACUGUGGCUGGGCCCAGGAAGAGAGGCGGGGCUCCCCUCACCUGGCUAAAGGAGACCAGCCUAAGAGUUGCUGCUUUCUCCCAAGAUCGGGCAGGAGGAGCUCUCUCUCACCGCCUCCCGGGGAAGAAAAGGACAGUUUCGAGGUGUGGGCUCCUGCUGUUGACUCUGAGGCUCCUUCCUUGGAGAGCCCCCCUCUCCCACCUCCCUCCUUUCCGUCAUGCUGUGGUUUUGCAAGACCUGAUGAGGGAAUCUCUGCUCCUCAGCCUGUGAGGAGGGCCAUGGGAGGGGACCGUGCAGUGCGUUUGGAUCCUGGUCAGUUGGAAACAACAGUUUUGGAAAAGUGAGCUCUGCUUGGAGCUCUGGGUUCUGCUCUGAGGCGGAUGAAGGAGAUGUGGGCCGGGAGACUUGCUCGGGUGGGGCUGGGCCCAGGCCAGUGGUGGGGAGGCUGGGCUGCUUCGUGUCUUACCGUGGCCUCUGCUCGCGUUGGUUGCGUGGAGGUCGGUGACAACUCGUCAGGCUUCUUCCAUAGAAAUAGACACUGUGCGGAUGUUUAUAAGUUAAGCACAAGGCGCAGGGGUUGUUGGUUCUGAACCAAACCCCAUAUUUACUCUUCUGGGAGCUGAAUUUCUUUAGAUGUUUGUUAACAGGCCUAGGAGCACUGUCUCAGGUGACUGGUUUUGGGGACCUGUAGGUGGCAGAUUUUCAGCUGCCAUAUUGAAUAUUGUUCAACAGAAAUGCUUGUGUCAUUGUAUUCCCACGGGCUCUAUUUUUGCUGCAGCCCCUGGAGCACUUAGUUUCUGGGAGGCUGGCCUCUUGCCUACCUCCUUGCAUGGACAGGGAGGUAAAUAUUCUCCCACCUCCUUGCUUUUCCUCCACUAAUACCACUGAAUGGAACGGUGCUGUGACUCCUGUCACUGGGGUUUCCUGCACAUCCCAGGACCUUGGCCUGGCUUUAUGGGGCCAAGACCCAUGAAAUAGCUCAUGGCCAUCCACGAAAGAGAAGGGUUUGGUCACAGCCAUAGGAAAGGGACCAGUUCAGGGGCUUUGUUUUGGAAAGGAUGCCCUGGGCUGUCACCGUCUCUCUGGUUAUAAAGCGGAGAUGCGUCUGUGUUCUCUGCAGGGUAAGCAUGGGCUCCUUUCUUUUUUGAAUCCUUUUCUUCUCCCUUAGUAACAGCUCCCUGCCCCCAGGCUUCAGCCACCACGUGUCCCUCCGCUGUGUUGCUGUGUUGCCGUAUGUUCAAUCCAGUGGGGUGCAGGGGCUUUGUUUCUGCCUGGAGAGAGGGCUCUGGGGAUGGAGAUGAGGAACAACACGCCUUCCUUCAGACAAUGAGGCAUUCUGCCCUCCUGCUGCCGUAAUUCUCUCCUCUGAGAGCCAGAGCUGGUAGGAGAUGAGUGCCGCUGGCAUUCUGCCCUGCCCUGCCCUUGGGUUUGUGUGUGUGGUUCUUCCCCUUCUUGCCCGCUUCUCCCUCCUCUGGCCAUCGCACCCUGUCUCUGGGCUCUUUUACUACCAGCCUAUGCCAUGGGACUGUCAUGGCAUUUAGUUCAGAGUUGAGGGGUUUUGGCUUGAAAUAAAAUUCAAGUAUUUAAGACUGUUGUUGCAGUUGGUGUCUAACAAGCUGUAGCAGUGGAGGAGGGAGUGAGGGCUGGCAGUAGUUACUUUCAUAAAUCAUGAAUUUAUCAGCGUGGAAAUAAUGGUUCAGAACCAUGCACGGCAGCUCUCCUGUAUUGUGUGUGCAGCUCAAGUUCACCACUGGAGGAAGAAUUGCCUUCCAAAGAGUCAGGAUCCAGCUCCUCUCACAGUUAUGGGCACGAACCUUGUUAGGUAUAAUUUACCUGAUGCUGCUUCCGUCCUCGCAGCCUGUCUGAGGUGCCAGGUGCUGAAAGAGAAAUAAAGUUUGUCAACAGGCAGAUGCGGAGCCCUCGCUGGGACUCAUUUCUCUUUCCUGCCCGCCUCCCCUGGGUCUCUCCUUUAUAUGAUGCAGCAGAGCAAGGCGAGGAUAGAAAACCUACAGAGGCAAAUCCAAAAUGUCAGAAGAAGUUCAUUUAAAAGGGGAAAAAACUCCAUACACAAACCUCACAAAAACCCGACAGAUGCUAAGCUAAUGGUAUCCGCUCUGCCGAUUGGUGGGGAUGACUCAUGAAUAUUAAUGAGUCCAAUGCUCCAAAUGGUGCAGCUGUGAACCCAGCUGUGCUUGAAGCUCUCUGAUUUCAAAACUUCCAGACAGGAGCCGGAGGUGGUCUGUGUCAAUUCCCUACUCAGCCAAAAAACAGCAAGCUGGGUUGGCCUUCUUCUGUUCACUCCUUUUCUUCCUGGAGUUGGUGCUCAGCAGCUAAUUCUGCCAGCAGGGUAGGCUGCUGGGACAGCAGGAGCUGCUCAAAGACACAGAUGCAAUUUUUCUGACUCUUGGCUUUUUUUUUUUUUUUUUUUUUGCUGUACGCUGGCCUCUCACUGUUGCGGCCUCUCCCGUUGCGGAGCACAGGCUCUGGACGCGCAGGCUCAGCAGCCAUGGCUCACGGGCCCAGCUGCUCCGCCGCAUGUGGGAUCUUCCCGGACCGGGGCACGAACCCGUGUCCCCUGCAUCGGCAGGCGGACUCUCAACUACUGCACCACCAGGGAAGCCCUCUUGGCUUUUUUAAUGAUCCAUUAUCAGCAGUGCAUACAACAGCACCUCAGUUAAUCUAAGGCCAGGCACCAUCCCUGCACUGUCUUGUGCAGAGUUGAGUGUAGACCAUGGAAGGAGAUGUCCUGAGAGGGGAAGAGUUUUUCUAUGGGCCUGGAAUUACCAGAAAAACAGCAAAGAUGGAUUUUCCUCUUCAUCUAGGCAGUGCCAUCUGCCUGUCUCCCAUUUUGCUCUGUCCCUGUGUGUACUAAGGGCUGCCACCGAUGACCUCUGUAGGGAAGAUAGGGAACUACUAGGGGGAGUGGUCUACUGAGUUGUUUUGUAGAAUGGAAGUAUUUUUGGUUUGAAGUAGGUUCUGUGCCUGACUUAUAGUUACCUAAUUUUUUUUUUUUUUUUUUUUUGGCUGUGCCAUGCGUCAUGUGGGAUCUUAGGUUUCUGACCAGGGAUUGAACCUGUGCCCCUUGCAGUGGAAGCACAGAGUCCUAACCACUGGACUGCCAGGGAAUUCCCUAGUCACCUCUCUUCCAACAAGUCUAGUCAUCUGGUCCAAGUCUAGUCCAAGUGGUCCAAGUCUAGUCAUCUGUUACCCAGGAUAAGUGAUCCCAAUCUCAUGGGUUUCCUUUUGUUUGGUGGAAGUGUGUGUGUGUGUAGGAGGAGAUGGGUUUUCUUGUGUGAACAUAAUAAGUUUCAUAUGCAUCUUUUUUUAAAAAAAUAAAUUUAUUUA
Globicephala melas (long-finned pilot whale) is the source of this 5644-nucleotide messenger RNA. RefSeq names its product sorting nexin 11 (gene SNX11). Lineage: Eukaryota; Metazoa; Chordata; Mammalia; Artiodactyla; Delphinidae. Gene Ontology annotation, biological process: intracellular protein transport; vesicle organization. The record is from RefSeq and is a predicted model, not a curated record. Gene Ontology annotation, cellular component: endosome. Gene Ontology annotation, molecular function: phosphatidylinositol phosphate binding.